CAACAUUACCCAGCAUCCACAAGGAGCCAUGCAAUGUUGACGUGUAUUUUGUUGGUAGUCUAAACACUUCCUAUUUCGCAUCAUCUAGUUGUCAAAGUUGGACAUCUUUUAAUCGCAACUUGAACAAUUUUACCGACACUUUGUGAAUUUAAAGCGGUGGGUGACUUUGCAACAGUGUGUGACGAUGUCCGGGGAAAUUUCUAUGAUUGGUUCGGUGAUCCUGGCCCUGUUCCUGGCUGGUUACCUGGGCCAGCAGUACUUACCGCCCCCCAAACCGAAAGUGAUCGGCCUGGACCUGGGCACCACCUUCUGCUCUGUCGGCGUCUUCCACCCGGGCAGCGGGGAUGUGGAGGUGAUAGCGGAUGAAGAGGGGAGGAAGAGCAUCCCCAGCGCCGUCUCAUUCACCAGCACUGCGGUGCUGGCUGGACAUGAAGCCGUGGACCUGGCCGACAGCAACCCUCAAAACACCAUCUACGAUGCCAAGAGGUUCAUCGGGAAGAUCUUCGAGCCGGAGGUCCUGGAGCAGGAGAGUGCUCGGUACCCGUUUAAGGUGCUUAACAGUAAUGGAAGUGCAGAGUUUUGGAUCUUCACCAACCAUACCUUCACUGUAAGCCCAGAGUUCAUUGGCUCCAGGCUGCUGCUGAAGAUGAAGAAGAUGGCCGAGCGACAGCUGGGUGUGCCCAUCCAGAAAGCUGUCAUCUCAGUGCCCGCAGAGUUUGACGAGAGACAGAGGAACUACACUGUCAGGGCCGCCAACCUCGCUGGCCUGGAGAUCCUGCGUGUGAUCAAUGAGCCCACGGCUGCAGCCAUGGCCUACGGCCUACACAAGGUGGAUGUGUUCAACGUGCUGGUGGUCGACCUCGGGGGAGGAACCCUGGAUGUUUCUCUGCUCAACAAACAGGGAGGCAUGUUCCUCACCAGGGCCAUGGCAGGGAAUAACAAGUUGGGUGGUCAAGACUUCAGCCAGAGGUUGCUCCAGUACACUGCAGAGCGAGUCCGCCAGGAGUUUGGCGUCCCACCCACUCUCAAAGAGGACAUCCACCGUCUCCGACAGGCCGUGGAAGCCGCAAAGCUCAACCUCACCCUCCAACCCAGUGUCACCAUCAGGGUGCCCCUGCACCUUCACACCCACGACAGCUCGGAGUCACCCGAAGGCUCUGCUCCUGCUCCGGUUCUCUUCCAGGCUGUGAUAACUCGCGAGCUGUUCGAAGAGCUCAACGAGGACCUUUUCCAGAAGAUCCUGGCUCCCGUUGAGACCGUGUUGACUGAGGGCCACCUGGAGAAAGAGGACGUGGAUGAGAUCGUUCUGGUUGGAGGGUCCACCAGGAUACCGCGGAUCAGGAGGCUGAUCAGCGAGUACUUUGGGAAGGAGCCCAACACAUCAGUAGACCCUGACCUGGCUGUGGUUACAGGUGUGGCCAUUCAGGCUGGCAUCAUGGGCGGCUCCUGGCCUUUACAAGUGAGCGCUAUAGAAAUUCCCAACAGACACCUGCGCAAGACAAACUUCACCUAAUAGGUUAUUUAUUAAGAUGGAAAUGAUGCCACAGAGACUUGCCACUGAUUCCUAACUGUUUAACACUUCUCUUAUGUGCAUAAUUUAAAAUCUGCUGAAGUGAGAAAAAUUACCAACAAAUACACUGUCACCUGAAUGAAGACAUGCAAGUUACUCAGGUUUUUCACCUCAUCUCAUGCUUUCUUGUUUGUGAAAGGCAGCGGUAGCAGAAAAAUAAGUAACUGAUAACAUCUGCACAAGUGAACAGUCCUGUUUCCGUUUUUAAAGUGACAGCUGCUUUUGUUGUGCACAAAGCUUCAGCAGAAAUAACAGUUAGAUACUGAUGAAAUGUGAAUGAGAAGCCUCUCAAAAGGUGAAAUCCUCUCUCAUGUAUCUACUGAUCCAUUCAGCUUCAUUCGUGAUGCUUAUUCAUGGUAGAUACUUUAACAGUGUUCAAAUCAGGGAACAACCUUUUAAGGACUUAAAGACUAAGCAAUACAUCUUCAGCUAUUUAUUUAUUUAUUCCCACUAACUGUGUGAGUGCGUGUGUGUUUUGCAGGCCUUCAAUGUAUUUUUUUUUUUUAUUUUACAUCUUUCUAUCAAAGGUUGACACACAGUGUGCUUGUGCCUGUUCAUAAAGCUGCUAUAUUGUUUGAAGUAUAGAGGUGAACUGCUGCAAGCUAGUGGUUCCGUCAAAGGCCCUUGUCCCAGAAAUGAUUUAAUGUCCACUGGAAGUCAUGGGGACAGAGGGAGACCUCAGUGUAAAGAUGCAGUUAUGCACAAUUAAUUUCAAACAAAUUCACUGCAAUACAGACUACUCACCUCAUAAAUAAGGAGUUCUGAUGAGGUGCAGAGUCCCCAGCUAAUAGAAUAAGGUGUAUGUUGGUGAAAGCCUUAAUGUUCACACAGUACUGAAAGUGUUAAAUCCUGAGACGGAAUUAGUUGCCUCGGAGAGUGAAAGAGAGAGAAGUCAUGUUCAGUGCUGCACUUUGAGGACUUCCAGUUGUUGACUAACUUUACUUUUUUGUGCAAUAGUGCAUGCUUUAAUUAAAAGGCAAUGACUUUCGCUGACUUACACACAAAUAUUUAUGCUGCAUAUCAGAGUUAAGUACAACAGCCUGCUUUUGCUGCUGUAGGUAGAGAAGGUCGACUCUGGUAGUCCCACAGGAGGACCAAACCAUUGCUUACUGGUGCCUUGUGUAUUUGAUAUGGUUAGUUAAGUCUAGGAUGCUUGUGGUUGUCAGGGUGCCUAAAAUACGACAAAUUUGUUUAAUAAUGUAGUGUGAAGAAAAUCUGUUUCACCUGCUCUUAUUCUGGUCAACAAUAGACUGGUUAUUGUACAUCCAGUAUGAAAAUUGAUUUCCAUUUCUAUUCCAAAAGUCUGUCUUUGGAAAACAUAAAACCCAGAACUCUGAAUCUCUGAAGUACAGUCAUUCCAAUAUCAACUCAAGUUGCCUACAUUCCUUUAUAAAGUGUCACAACUUUUUUUUUGCCAAAUGUCAUUCAUGAGUAGGUGUAUUUAUUUUGUCUUUUUUCUCCAAAUGUUGUAUUUCUCAUGCUGGAACUUCAUAUCUUGAUGUAAUAGAGCCUUUAGUGAAGAUGAAGCAAAGUUGACACUAUGCUGUUUGUCUUUGAUAUUGGUCCCUAUUGAAACAGGGAGAAAGAAACUGACACUAGGAUCUAUUUUUAUAUCACCUGUUUUACUCACUGUCAGAGUCUAGCCACCCAAAAAAUGACAAGGAAGUUUAACUGUUAGGACCUGCUUUUCAGCCAAUUAAAAUUCCAUUUCUCAACGUC
This is a messenger RNA of Siniperca chuatsi (mandarin fish), 3289 nucleotides long. It is a transcript of the gene hspa13, whose product is annotated as heat shock protein 70 family, member 13. The transcript has 5 exons. Gene Ontology annotation, biological process: vesicle-mediated transport; protein refolding; cellular response to unfolded protein. Lineage: Eukaryota; Metazoa; Chordata; Actinopteri; Centrarchiformes; Sinipercidae. The coding region runs from base 185 to 1513 and encodes 442 amino acids. Gene Ontology annotation, molecular function: ATP binding; heat shock protein binding; ATP hydrolysis activity. Gene Ontology annotation, cellular component: nucleus; plasma membrane; cytosol. The record is from RefSeq and is a predicted model, not a curated record.